Messenger RNA from Aspergillus pseudotamarii, 981 nucleotides. RefSeq names its product ubiquitin 3 binding protein But2 C-terminal domain-containing protein. The record is from RefSeq and is a predicted model, not a curated record. The coding region runs from base 1 to 981 and encodes 326 amino acids. NCBI's taxonomy places the organism in Eukaryota, Fungi, Ascomycota, Eurotiomycetes, Eurotiales, Aspergillaceae. The transcript is spliced from 3 exons.
AUGAAAAGCUUCAUAACUUUAGCGGCUCUAGCUGCCAGCGCCCAGGGCCUCACGGGUCGCACUACUAAUUGUUGCUUCCAUCUUACUGCCUCAGGAGGUGCCUCGGGCACCGUUGGCCAGCUCAGCGAUGGACAAAACCGUAUUGGUGACAAUACCCUGUCACCUGCGCAGUUCUGUAUCAGCCCAGAUGGGUCUAUCACGGAUGGCAGUGGCCGUGGCUGCAUCCUAACUCCGCCAACUACUCAAUUCCAGUGUGAUCAGGGUGCCACACCUGAGUCGGGUUUCUCUAUUAGCCCAUCUGGUCUGCUAGAGUUUCAAGGCGGUGCUGACUUCCUCGCUUGUGACACUGGCCAGAACGGUGGUAUGAACAUCCAUGUCACUCCUAGCGCGGCCCUCGGGAAGUGUGUAAACAUCCAAUUGAAGGCCGACUCAUGCGCACCCUCUGCCUCCUCUACCCCCUCUGCCCCGUCAGCCACUUCGUCUGCUAGCAGUAGCUGUCCGACCACGUUGUCAUCCGGCAACUUUGAGUUUCCUCACCUGAUCAUCCUGGUCAACUCAGAGUCUCCCAAUACGCCGUUAGGCAACUCAUUCAACGGCACGGUGACCUCGACCAUCUCAAGCAUAUUCAACUUCGAUAUUCCCCAGUCUGAUUCUGGCAAGACGUGCACAUUAGUCUUCCUAUUUCCCCGGCAAGCUGAUCUUCAGACCUCUUCCUUUAGUUUCAGCGGUGACGGCCAGAUAAACUUUUCCAAGCUUUCCAAGGCUGCUACUACCUCUACUACCUUUGACAAUGCCCCCUCUAUCUCUCAGGACCUAGGUGAUAUCACGAUCUCACCGGGAAAUUCAUUCGUUGUCUCAACCUUCUCCUGUCCCGCUGGUGAGACUAUUGCCUUCGAGAUGAAAAAUGCCGGUACCACGGACCUUAACUUCUUUGAGGACUUCAACCCGUCGCCUCUGGGCCUUUUCAUCACUGUCUGCUAA